Messenger RNA from Ilex paraguariensis (yerba mate), 986 nucleotides. NCBI's taxonomy places the organism in Eukaryota, Viridiplantae, Streptophyta, Magnoliopsida, Aquifoliales, Aquifoliaceae. The record is from the annotation of a GenBank genome assembly.
AUGGGUAAUUGUGAAAGAAAUGGAGCUGUGAGGCAGUAUGUGAGAUCAAAAGUGCCUCGAUUGAGAUGGACACCUGAUCUUCACCAGUGUUUCGUUCAUGCCAUCGAGAGGCUUGGAGGCCAAGCCAAGGCCACACCCAAACUUGUUCUUCAGCUAAUGGAUGUUAGGGGACUCACCAUUUCACAUGUCAAAAGCCAUCUUCAGAUGUAUAGAAGCAUGAAGAGUGAUGUGACCAGACAAGCAGAUAAGAGUCGCACCCCGCAAAGAAAACAGUCUCUUGAAGAUCACCAAGAUGGGAGUGUUGAUCAAGAAAAUAGUGUGUCUUACCAUCCAUCUCUGAAACCCUUUACAGAGUCAGAUUCUCAUUUCAUCUACAGUCCAUCAACAAAAAGAGCUCGAAUCGAGACGAUGAGUUCAAUCUCGGAGAACCUGCAAUGCAGCCAAAGAAUAUCUGAUCAGACAGUCCCAAAUCCGUACUAUUGUGAUGAUUAUAUGCAGACUAUGGCUGAGAAAAGUGGAAUAAAGGAGACGAAUGAGAAGGGUUUCAGAUGGCAGACCCAUGAAGCAGCUUCAAUGUCUACAUUCUCAUCUCUGCCCCUGAAUCUCUUUCACGGCCUCUCUCCUCUUGGCAAUGUGUAUGCAGUGGAAGAAUCUGAUUUCCUCAAGAUAGCUGAGCACGAAGAUGAAAAAGGGGCACUAUCAAAGGAAUGCAAAUUUGAGAACUCAGGGAUUGGACGUGAUGAAAAUGAAAAUGAAGAAGUUGAUGCUUGUGGACUGUCAUUGUCUCUAGCAUUGCACCAUCCCUUCACUCAGAAGAGUAAUGCAUCUUUGACAAGUGAUAUCAGCGAAGCAAUUUCAUCAUACUCAAGACCAAAUUUAAACGACUGUUCUGGAUCUUCCUUGGAAAAGCGUCGAAUUAACUUGAAUCUGUCUAUUGCUCUGUGGUAACUAGAUUUAUUGUAAAAAUCUUUUUAUCUUUAGAAUGC